Scleropages formosus (Asian bonytongue) is the source of this 1387-nucleotide messenger RNA. RefSeq lists its product as uncharacterized. Bases 160 to 1020 code for a protein of 286 amino acids. NCBI's taxonomy places the organism in Eukaryota, Metazoa, Chordata, Actinopteri, Osteoglossiformes, Osteoglossidae. The record is from RefSeq and is a predicted model, not a curated record. The transcript is spliced from 7 exons.
UUUCCUUGUCGCUAUUCACCUACCGAAUUCAUUUGGCAAAGAAGGUACAUUUCUGAAAGUGUCAUAUGUUGGUCUGAAGUUUUCUGACAGUAGACUAAGAAUACAAUAAACUGCAAGCAGCACAGUACGAUUUGUGUGGGAUUUUCAACCGUUUCUGAAAUGGGUGUGGCGCUCAUUCUGUCCUGCCUUGCAGCGAUGGCAUACAGCAGUCCUGUCCAGGUGCGUCAUUCGCCCCAGCAGCUCCUCGACCACCAGAUCCGGCUCCUCCAGCAGAAACAUGCCAGUGGAGGAUCUUGCAAAGAGAUUUCAGGGGCUGUGGCUCCACCAGCACAGACUGGUCAGACUGCACAGGUGCCUCGAUUACCGAAGUCCGUGUCCCCCGUGAACCAGGCCAGCCCAGCAGGCAGCCAGGUGCUCCUUCCCACACAACCCAACAACCAGGCAUGGCAACCAGGCAUACCUUUCAUGGUGCCUCUGCAGCCCAACUCUCAGACCCCCCAGCUGGCAUUCCAGGGCCCCGUUCCACCGCAGUAUGUUCAGAUGUUGUCCUAUGGAUCCUUUCCCUACUUUCACACUCAAACAGGACAACAAAUACCGCCAGUCGUCUACAUGUACCCAACGGGUGGUCUGUCUACAGGGUUGAGUUCAGAAGAGUUAGCUGGGAAGCCAGCCAGCGUCAUGCCCAGGUUUGGAGUCUACAUGCCUGAUUUCGGUGGAAAUGUGCCAGCCUUCCCAAAAGCAUCCACUACCAACCAGGCGGUACAUCCCAGUGUGGUUGCCAUACCAGAUCAGGUUGGAGGGCUUCCAGUACCUGGUGUUCCAGCUCUGGGUGUGGAGGCUGCUCCAUCCAGCCCCGUGCAGCUGGCUGUGGGUCCAGAUGUUCUGAAGCAACCCUCACACCAGAAGAAUCCUCAGGAUCUGUACGCAUGGACCACAGCCAUGCCCAGGGAUCCAGUCCCCAACGUGUCACCUUCCCCCAGCACCGCAGCGACAAAGAGCCAAUCUGUCAUCUAUCCAUAACUGUACAUUUCACGUAUUCAUGCCUAUAAACUACAUUCUAUCUUCUAGAUAAUCAUAUAGAUGCAAAUGCUUUAAGAACUAAAACAAAAUGGUGCAGUAUGAAUUUGGUUCUGCUUGCAGUGGUCGAUUAAGGAAACGUCACUAAUUUUUCAAGGCAUCCUUCCAUACAUAACAAUGCAAUAAUUUUUAAUUCAAUAACUAUUGCAAUAAAUAUACUAUGAACUGUAAGUAUAUGCUGGUGGUGUUUAUUUUGUAGAGCUCAUUGUAUUCUCACUAACUGCAGUAUUUUUACUUAUGUCAUGCUGUGCAGCAGUGAUUCCCAGAUGUUUUUCGUGGCAGCUCUAAACACUGCUACCUGUAGAGUUAA